AUGAAGAUUACUGUUGAGACGUCCGCAGGCAAGAAAGUUACUGUCGAGGUUGAUGACAAUGAGGCGGAAAACACGAAGAUCACCUUUACCCGCAGACCUGACUCUGGCGUCCAAAUGUUGGUCUCGGUAAAAGACAGUAAGUCCGCUUUUAUCUUGGUCAAACUCUAUGUCAGAAGACACAUUUCAGAUCUUCGUUAAGACCCUCACUGGUAAGAUCGUCCCCUUGGAGGUCAAAGCUUCUGAUACCGGCGAGAACGUGAAAGCCAAGAUCCAGGAAAAGGAAGGUACUCCGCAAGAAGAGCAACGUCUCAUCUUCAACGGAAGACAGCUCGACGACCACCGCCCUGUCAGAGAUUACAACGUUCAAAAAGGCUCUACUCUACAACUAGUUUUUCGUCUUCGUGGAUAA
Molecule: messenger RNA, 409 nt
Organism: Bursaphelenchus xylophilus (pine wood nematode)
Lineage: Eukaryota; Metazoa; Nematoda; Chromadorea; Rhabditida; Aphelenchoididae
Source: the annotation of a GenBank genome assembly